Messenger RNA from Selaginella moellendorffii, 630 nucleotides. RefSeq lists its product as uncharacterized. The record is from RefSeq and is a predicted model, not a curated record. Bases 121 to 483 code for a protein of 120 amino acids. The transcript has 4 exons. Lineage: Eukaryota; Viridiplantae; Streptophyta; Lycopodiopsida; Selaginellales; Selaginellaceae.
AAGAGGAAGGAAACUUGGCGUGCCGUAAGAGUGUGCAAUUAGCGCAAGCAACGCUUCUUAUCCCCGAGAAGAAAGAAGAGACGAGCACUGUUUUCUAAUGGGGCGGCCACUUGGAGAAUCAUGAGCGAUCCCAACGGACAUCAAACAAUGCCUGGAUUUCUUUCCGGUGGCGCUCAUGCGUCUCGCCGCAACCAUGCACAACAAAAAGCGCGCGUGCAUGAUUCGGGACAAAUCGGUGUGCGGUGUGCGGUGUGCCUUGAAUCUCACGGUUGCGCUUCUACUUUUCAUGAAGAACACAAAGCCCCACCCGAGCCAAGGCCCGCGGCUGUGAACACAUGUGAAAAAGCGGAGGGGGAAAAAGGAAGGUUUUUUCUCCUUUCUCAAGGCUGCCUUUGCUGCAACUGGGAGGAGACAUGGAGGGUGGCAACUUUUCUUACCACACAGCUUGAAACUACCUUUUUCCAUCAAUGCCUUCAGAUUUAGGGCAAGUAUUUCCAAUUUUUUAUGGUUAAUUUGGCUUACAGUGUUUAACCUUUAGUGUUUUGUUUGCUUAAUGUUAGUGGUUGUGGUGUGGUGUGGGUGUUGUGGACUAACUGACUUCAUUAAAAUGAAAGUAAGCCCUUUGAUGAA